This is a messenger RNA of Sinocyclocheilus grahami, 4389 nucleotides long. RefSeq names its product lymphoid-restricted membrane protein (gene lrmp). Gene Ontology annotation, cellular component: endoplasmic reticulum membrane. The record is from RefSeq and is a predicted model, not a curated record. Bases 109 to 3750 code for a protein of 1213 amino acids. Lineage: Eukaryota; Metazoa; Chordata; Actinopteri; Cypriniformes; Cyprinidae. The transcript has 30 exons.
GACUGAGGAGGAGAGUUUCUAAUUGUCUGGUGUAUCUAUCAAACAUCAGAAUGAUGCCAUUGGACAUUUCGCUAAAGAUCGAGGCUUUCCCUCUUUGUUCGCUCCAACAUGGAUGUCGGAGUGACCCUGAGACGGCACAACCCAGUGGACAGCAUCUGCCGCAAGCUGCAGACCAUCCAGCGGCGAGAUCAAGAGGUUAACUCGCCCUUUCAGAUCCCAAAAUUCCAGUCCAGCAGCUACGACAGCCCUCACUCGGGUCUACACGUCAACCUGGAGGCCAUCCUGAAGAAGCGUACCGUCCGAACUGACGGAGGCUCUGACCGCAAUUCCUCUGAGAGCUUGUUGACCCCCACAGCUUCCCCGGGACCGGGGUCUGUCCCCAACACCCCUCGUACUCCAAUCACACCUGGCAAUGCUACCUAUACCAUCACCAGCAUGCUAGGCACGUUAGGGGAGAGGAGAAAUACAACAACGUACAGUCGGCCGUUUCGGCAUAACUGCUCCACCCCAGCAGCCCAGACUGGGGACAAUUACUUUAACUUUACCCCACGCUACUCCACACAAAACCUGCUGGAGGGGCCUGACACAGAGGUGAAGACCUCAAAGAUCCCAGCUCCUGGCUUGUUUUCGUAUAACCUGAACUUCUCCUCAGAUAUUUCUAACAUGGACACUGAACUCGCCUACCCGGCCCUCGUGGUCAAGAGACUUUCACUGGGCGAGGGAUCUCUGUUUCCCUCCGAGCCCAAGAAGGAGAGCAUGGCUGAGGUCAGUCUGAUUUGUGAGGAAGACCUGUUGGACACUAUUUUUCAGGCCUGUGACACACAGUGCAGAGGUAAAGUUUAUGUAUCACACAUUGUGGACUUCUUGAGACACACCACUUGCCGCAGUUCAGAGGACAGCGGCCUAGAGGAGCUCUGCAAUAUGCUGGACCCAGAGCACAAGGACAUCUCCAUAGACCUGGACACGUACCAUGCCAUCAUGAAGGAGUGGAUCGAUGAUUGCCACAACCAGGCUAUUGUCCAUGUGUUAAUUUGGGAUUACGGAGUUAAUUUUGGAUCCAUGUUGUGCUUGCUUCAGCUGUUGAGAGCAGACAAGAACAAACUGGAGAGUCAAAUGCAGAUGAUGCAACCUGAUAUGACAAUCCCAGGUCUCUCUCUUUCUGUGGCCUACAGACUAAAUCAGAUGAGUUCAGGCUCUCUUCAGACAGAGUUGGCACUGGCACAGAAUCCCCUGGAGGGUUUGGAGCAUCUGUCCUCCUCUGUUUGUUUUGCAUCUUCUCUGGAUGUGACUCUAGAUCGUGAAGUUCUUCUGCUCCUGCAAGGCCCGACUCCAGAGCAGCUGUCUCUAGAGUAUAAAACUCUGAUCAGCAGACUGAAAAGGGAGUUUAAGGAAGACUGCAUGACCUGUCUCACAGCAUUCAGAGGCCUUACAGAGCACAUUGAAACUAAGGAGGUCAACACUGACCUCAAGAUACAGGGCCUGGAGUUUAGGGUACAAGAGCAGGAGAAUCAGAAGGAGCAGUUGCAAGAGGAACUUGACCGACUAAAGGCUCCGCUGGACAACAGAGCGGCCAGCAGCCAAACACCGGAUCACCUACAGCAGGUUGUGGAAGAGCUGGAUGGCCCCUCUCUUGAAUGGGAUGAGGAAUAUGUGUUGUCUGAGUCUCCACCUUUACAAGAGCUCGGGCCUGACCAGGAGAUGCUUCAGGAGCUCUGUUGUGAUGAAGAAGAACUACAGGCCCUGAAACAGGAGGAGGAGGAGGAGGUGGAACACACAGAGACUGUGGAGGACAAGGAGAAGAUAACGGAAAGGGCUGAGGGAGAAGAAACUCUGUUUGUGGGUGAGAGAGGAACGCAGAGGCCUUUUACAUCUCUGAAGGAGGAAGACAGACUCCCAGAGUGCACUGGGCCUGAGGACGCCCACGAGCAGGCUGCUCCUCUGCCUCACACCCACAGUCAGUGUGCUGAUGAUACAUCUGUGAGCUCCGAGAUGCCCCAUGAACAGGUGACCUCAGUCAAAGACCUUAUUUCAUCUACUGAACCUUCCUCCCUUGUGACCUCCGAGAUGGUAUCUCCCUCAUCGGGCCAGCCUGAAGUUGGUGAUUCUAAUACAGGAAGGACCCAGCAGCCCAUUGCCACAAACCGAGGAUCUGAGGGAGAGCGUGCGGCCGCCACAGCCGACAUGAGUGACUCGCAGAGACUGAGUGAGGGACAGCUUUCUAAAGUGUCUGCAAAAUCGGACAAGAGUCUCUUGCUGCCAGUAGCAGAGGAAGAGGAGGCCAUGCUAGAGGAGGCGGAUGUGAUAUCAACUGGUGUGAACUCACCAGACAAAGACAAAUCAGACAGCAAAAGGACAGUGGUCACAUCUGAUUCAAACUCCGCAGCCUCAGCUGACUCAUUGAAGGAUCCUUCUGAAAAAGCGAAGGACAUGACCUUUGACCCCACAGUCAGUGAGGGUAAUCUUCCAACAAUCUCUGCUGUGCAAGGCUCCAAAAAAGACCCUCUGACUCUGAGGAACAAGCUCAAGAAGGAAAUGAGCAGUAUGGAAGCCAUUGAGGAGCAAAAAGCUCAGGAGGAUGGCGAGCCUUCAGUGGCCACAGAAAAAGAAGGUGACACAUCUGUCAUCUCUGAAAAUGCCAGCGAUUCCACCAAAGAUGACAAGAACAGCCUGUCACCAAGUGACAAAGAGAUAGAGGCGGAGUUCCACCGGCUCUCUCUGGGAUUCAAAUGUGACAUGUUCACCCUGGAGAAGAGGCUACGCCUGGAGGAGCGUUCACGAGACCUGGCUGAGGAGAACGUCCGGAAGGAAGUGAACAGUUGUAAAGGUCUGCUGCAGGCCCUGAUUCCACGGUGUGAGGAAGAUAACCAGUCCAUGGAGAUGAUCCAUCGUCUGCAGAAGAACCUGGAAGUCCUCAUCCAAUCCAUGACCAGAGUGUCCAGCCGUUCAGAGAUGCUCGGGGCCAUUCAUCAGGAGACCAGAGUGGGUAAAACGGUGGAGGUGAUGAUUCAACAUGUAGAGAACUUGAGGAGGAUGUACACCAAAGAGCACGCAGAGCUGUUAGAGCUCAGGGAGAACUUCACGCCGAAUGAGAGGUCUUUUGGGUCCCACACUGAGAGGGAUGAUUUUAGAAACAAGAAGCAGUCAACCGCAAACAUUUUCAAAACCACUAGCCGACGCAUCAGUAUAGCUACCAUUCCCCGCAGCAGUGGAGGACAGACCCAUUUUGACAUUCCCAAAGACAUGGCAGAAACUGAGGUAGAGAGACUCUCCCGCCGAUCACCAUGGAACAUGGCAGCCAAGAGGCCACCACUAAAGCGCUUCAUUAGCUCUGGUACUUGGGCUGACAUAGAUGAGCCCACUCUGAUGAAUAGGUAUGGAUAUGACACAGACUCUCACUCAGAGAAGGAGCGGAAAGAGGAACCAGAGGAAAGAAGGACUAGCAUAACAGAACUAGGCAUCAAAAUCACCUCCUUCUUAAUGCCAAAUAAAACUCCCAGCCCCAGCCCAACAGAUCACGCUCCACCCAGUCUGAUGGAGGGGAGGCCUGCAGUGUCCAGAGGCACCAGGGGUAUCUGGAUUUGGGUGGCCUUGCUUGUAGUUCUAGCUGUUCUACUGGCUCUGUUGGCCAGCCUGAUGUUACAGCCUGCAGUAGAUGCAGCACCUGUGGGCACCGGAGACUCCUGGAUGACCAUCCAGCAGCUUCUGUGGCCCUAUACUGGGCUGAGGCACAACGGCCAGCCCCCUGUGUGACACCAGGGGGUUCGGCAAGGCUGCAGUGGCUGGUCCUGACAUUCAGAAAAAACUCCGGCUACAAGAACUGUGAUGCAACACUGCCGCCUGUCUUUCUAAAAGAACACUUUGUGACCAUUUAUUACCGAAGGUAAAAAGAAAAGUGGCCGUCUCGAGAGAGAUGUGCUGAAAAAUGCAGACUGCUUGGAUGCUGUGUACGCAAACCGUAGUGUUGGCCAUGUAUGUAAUAAGCACUUUUAUGAGACCGUCAGUGCCAGCAAGUCACAAGGAGGAUAUUUGGAUAGGAGUGAGAUGAGCAGACUGCAACAAUGUGAAUGUCAAAUAUUAUAUAUCGGUUGCCCGAAAAGGCUGCCUUUUUAAACAUUUUGAAAUUGAUCAGUGUAUUUUUAUGGGCAGUUUGAAAAAGUAAGAUGAAACAUUUUUAAAAAUAUAUUUUUUCUUUUUGUUAACUUAUUUUACAGUUUUAUGCAGUAGAGUUUUUUUUCAAUAUUAUUAAUUGUUACAAACACAUGGUUUUUAAUCCUCAUAAAGCUGUUGGUUUGGUGUUCAUUGUAAAAAGUUCCUAUACUUUUGUAUGUUCCAAAGAGGGGGGAGAGAAACUUUGCACAAUAAAAGAAACUGAUCCAACUAAUCUCAUUA